This is a messenger RNA of Cryptomeria japonica (Japanese cedar), 3100 nucleotides long. RefSeq names its product ubinuclein-1. The coding region runs from base 437 to 2710 and encodes 757 amino acids. NCBI's taxonomy places the organism in Eukaryota, Viridiplantae, Streptophyta, Pinopsida, Cupressales, Cupressaceae. Gene Ontology annotation, cellular component: nucleus. The transcript has 13 exons. The record is from RefSeq and is a predicted model, not a curated record.
CUCAAAUUUGAUCCGCUGACUGCCGGUAAAACUCCCCGUUCGGCCGCGGGAGUCGGAGAUUUUUGGUUGUUUUGUACACUGAACUGCCGGCGGUAAUAAAUGCAGUUUUAACCGUGCCAUCGAUUUUUUUCACCACUCAUUCGAUUCUUCUAUGGAUUAAAUUAAAUUCAUUAUUCUUGUUAUAAUUUUGGCGCUGCCAAAUUCACAUUAAUCGAUAAUUCAUCACGUUCGAUCCAUUCGUCCGGCCAUCUGAUAAUAGCAAUUUCCCUUGUCAAUGACACAAUUUAUGGUGUCUAUUUUUAUAUUUCGAAAAUUUUUUCUCGGAAAGCCGGUGGACUGAAAAUCUGCAGCUGGUUAAUCGAGCUCAAGGAAUAGGAUGAAAUUAUGUUGAGGGAAUUUUGAUUUUAUUGGCCUUGGCGGUUGAUUUUCGCUGGCGAUGGCGGACAAUAAAUUAACAGGACUAGGGGCUGCAAGGCAGCGGUUUCAUGUAGAAUUAAAGCCUGACGAAACGACAUUUGUUUCGUGGAAGAAAUUGGUGAAGGAUUUGCCUAAGGCCGUCCAGAAUCUUCCUUUUGAGCCUCCUGCCGGAGCUCACCCAGCCUUGCAAGCUCGGAUUGCUCCAGAGGCUACAACUGGGAAUUCCCUUUUGCAGAAGGAUCCAGUUUCUCCUCCCGCUAAUCGAUUCAGUGCUGUUAUUGAGAAAAUUGAACGAUUGUACAAGGGAGAUGAGAGUAGCGAGGAAGAACAGCUUGAUAAGGGUCCAGAUGAUGAUCAGUAUGAUACCGAGGACUCAUUUAUAGAUGAUACAGAACUGGAUGAGUACUUCUCCGUUGAUAAAGCAAAGACAAAGCACACAGGAUUCUUUGUCAACCGAGGGAAAUUAGAGCCAGUAAAUGAGCCUGCCUCUCCCGUGCUUGCACAAAAGAAAAGGAAAAGAAAGGACAUUAAAAAGGUACCAAAUGCAGAGGAUAUCCCAAAGAAACUGAAGAUGGGCACUAUUCGAAUAAAAGCAGCUGCAAGAACUGCACCUUUGGUGGGCAUGAAUGUAAAGAGUUCUGCUCAGGAUAGAAUUUGUCUUACAGGUAAUGAAUAUUCAGAUGACAAAGCAAGCAAAAAGCAAGAAUUAAAGUCUACAAGCACUAGUCGUGAAUCCAGUUUGUUAAGAGCAGGAAUCAAAGAAGCUGCCAGUAAAGUAGAGCCAUCUUUCCAACAUUUGAAGGCCUGUGAUAAGAGUGGGGGAAUUUUAAAUGGUUUUGUCACAGGAUAUAAAGAUAGCUCAGUUAAGGGAGAAAUUAUCAUCGAACCUUCUGAUGAUGACAUCUUCAACUAUUCAAGCAAAUAUACUACUCCAAGAGCUGAUUGCCAGACAAGAGAAUCUGUGAAGGGUGCAAAUGAUGUGUCAACUGCUGAUAAAACCAUAUCCAUAGAUAGAGCUGGAGAAGAUAUUUUUCCCAGGGAUCUGAAUUCAGUUGGAAGCAAGCUAUCUGUCUCCAAAGCUAAAUCAUCACCAUUGACUCCCAAGGAAGCUAUUCUUGCAAGACCUAAGUGCACUAUAUUGGAGAAAGCUAUUCAAGAUUUGGAAAAGGGAGUUGUAGAAUUAUGCCCUCCCACUGCUGAUGCUCGAGAAUCAGAGCAAUCAUUCCAGGGAGUUAAAAAGAGAUUGCCUCGUGAGGUCAAGCAGAAACUUGGAAAAGUAGCUAGGUUGGCGUCAAAACAAGGAAAAAUAUCAGAUGAAGUAAUUGGUCGUCUCAUGGGCAUUUUGGGCCAUGUAAUGCGGCUCAAAACAUUGAAGAGGAACUUGAAAGAAAUGGUUGAGUCUGGUAUUUCAGCCAAACAAGAGAAAGAAGGUAGAAUUCAAGAUAUCAAAAGGGAAGUAACUAAAAUGGUUCAAAUGCAGGUUUCUUCUUUGCAAGCACAGGAUGGUGGGCAGAAAGAAGGUUUAAUGGAUGAUUUUCAAGGAGCAUUAUGCACUGGAGAGAAAGGAAAACCAAAUGGAAGUUAUAAGUGGGAUAAUGAUACGGAGGAUGCAAUUUGCAAUCUUUACGAUCAGUAUGUUGAGGGUAUGGAUGAACACAAAGGUCCCCAAAUCAAGAAAUUGUAUAUAGAGCUGGCAGAACUUUGGCCACAAGGUUGGAUGGACAACAAUGGCAUAAAGCAUGCAGUGUACAGAGCAAAGGAACGGAAGAAAAAAUUGACUAAGCUUAGCAAUGGUAGUGUAGAGAUGACUAAAAGGAAGAAAGCUUCGGCAAAGUCACACACUGACGGGUCAAAUGGAGAUGGGCCCACGGGAAGUGUAUCUAAUCCCAACUAUGAAGAUUUAGUACUAGGUGACAAACAAAAUAUACAGGAGCAGGCUCACACUGAAGCCACCAAUGGAGGUGAUACCCAGCAAUUCAGGCUAGUAGAGCCUAAAUCUUCGUUUGCUAUUCAUGGAAAACAGAGGUCUUCUGAAAAAGGGGAGAAUAAGGAUUCUUAUAUUAAUGAUGUAUGGAAUAAAUGUGAAGGAGGUGCAAUACAUAAAAAAGAAAGAAAACCAAAACCAGAUAUAGAUUUAAAUGAAACAUAUACUGUUCCUAUUAAAACUAGCUACCUGCCGGGGAAAGAGAUGCACAAGCUGGAUAAACAGGGACUUAAUGGACUGUCUGUUCUCAGGAAAGGAAGUACACAAGUAAUUGGUCUUCCCAUGCAUGAAGAAGUUAAGAUAGAUUAGAAAUUAUCACCUAGGAUAUAGGUGUCAUUAUUCAUUUCUAUUUAGCAGUCCAUCCAUGGUGUUCUUGAGAAUAUUCUCUCCAAGGUCUCCAGAGCUCAUUCAAUGUACCAACUAUUUUGCUUUUUCUUUAUUCAUCCCUUUUUAAAAUUGGAAGUCCUUGAAGCUGUACAUUUGAAAUUGGAUCGAAUAUGCUAUGUAGGCUAAGGGGACAAUCAUGUAAGGAAUGUUAAUUUUGUAUUCUUGCUCGUAAUGGGAGCAUUUCUUGUCUAGUGAAAUCUUCAGUUAUCCAAUGUAUAUUCUUGCUACUGUAAUCGGAAACAGAUUUCGACCUCCUUCACCUGUAUGGAUAUUCAGGGAUCAAUACAUUUAUACAAUCUUUUAUUAUUCUCA